Messenger RNA from Octopus sinensis (East Asian common octopus), 5288 nucleotides. Its product is annotated as Golgi apparatus protein 1. The record is from RefSeq and is a predicted model, not a curated record. Bases 39 to 3524 code for a protein of 1161 amino acids. Gene Ontology annotation, cellular component: Golgi membrane. Lineage: Eukaryota; Metazoa; Mollusca; Cephalopoda; Octopoda; Octopodidae. The transcript is spliced from 25 exons. Gene Ontology annotation, molecular function: fibroblast growth factor binding.
GGAUUAAUAUCUACAACAGCAUGUAGUACGGAAACAACAUGGCGGUCUCCGUACGUGUUCACUCACACGUUAUUUUAUUAUUAUUAUUCAUGGUUACAAUGCAUUCUAAUUAUGCAUUUGGACGCAAGGAUUAUGGCGUAGAUAUCCCUAGUGAAAUGAAACGAAAUAUUAUUGAAGAUUCGGUAAAGAAACAUAAAAUAAUUUCUACAGUAGGAAGUCCAGGUGCACAUAAGGAAAGAAAGCUAGGUCCUCACCAUGUACGUAGUGCCAGGAAACGUCCACCUUUAAAGAUUUUUGAAUCUCGUGAAUGUAAAACUGAAGUCAGUCUAUAUUGUAGCAAAAACACAUAUGAAAAUAAUAUUGAAAUAUUAGAAUGCUUGCAAAAUGACUUAAAGGUUGGGGAAGAACUUAGCAAGGAAUGCCAACAUCUUCUAUGGACCUACAAAAGAAAUUUAACCAAAGAUGAUAGGUUUGAAUCUGCUGGCAAAGAAGUGUGCCGUAAGGAAUUGGAAAUGGCGGUAGAUUGCCAAAAUUUCCGUCGUGGCUCGGGCCACUUGAUUCCCUGCUUAUUUGAACAUAUUGAUAACAUCACAGAUAGCAGUUGUAAACAAUUUCUGCUGAAAAUGGGAAGCAUAAUUUUUAGUGAUUAUCGUUUAGUUUCUAAUUUUGUUGACAACUGCCAGCGAGAUAUCGAUAAAUUAAAAUGUGGUCGAGUUCAACUUGAAGAAGAAGAUGAUUCACCUCAUUUGCAAGGAAAAACUAUUGAAUGUUUAAAAGAAAAAAUAAGAACAUUAUCUGAUAAUUGCCAUCGUCAAAUUCAACGAGUUACUGAGUUACAAGCAGAUGACUACCAUCUAGAUCGCCCUCUCUUCUAUGCAUGCAGAUUAGAUCGUGAACGAUUUUGUGAUAAAGUAGCUGCUGGUAAUGGUCGUAUAUUUGAUUGUCUAAUGAAGCAUAAGUUUGAGAAUGACAUGUCAGAUAAGUGCCGACAAAAGCUUGUGUUACGUCAACAACUUAUUGCAGAGGAUAUUAAAAUUGAGAAAGGAUUUUUUGCUGCUUGCCAUAAUGACAUUGAGCAGUAUUCUUGCUUGAAAGAUUCUAAAGGCUCUGCAGUGGUGCAAAGGGCUUCAGUGAUGCUGUGUUUGGAGAAUAAUAUGAAAAAAGGUAUGCCAAUUUCAUCAGAAUGUACAGCAGAAGUUGAUGAUAUGAGAAAAGCAAUAAUGGAAGAUUUUCAGAUUACUCCUGAAAUUGUGAUAAAUUGUGAUGUUGAAAUUCGCCAGUAUUGUAGUGGAGGCAGCAGUAAAGAAGGGAAAACAUUACAUUGUUUAAUGGAAUUAUCACGACCAGUCCAUUUCAAGGGUACCCUUAAAUUAAAAAAACAUAUUAGUCAAGAAUGUGAAACUCAGUUAACUAACCUUUUGCAUGAGGCUGAUGUUGGACAAGAUUUCCGUAUUGACCGUGCUUUACAAAAAGCAUGUCAACCUGUUGUUGAUGUUGCAUGCAGAAGUAUCCAGCCAGGUGAUGCAAGAAUUAUGAGUUGUCUGAUGGAGAAACUUGGAACAGAUAAAAUGACUGAUGAAUGUGAAGAGCGUUUGAUUGAAAUUCAAUAUUUCAUAUCAAGAGAUUUUAGACUUGAUGAACAAAUUUACAGCCAUUGUCAUAAAGAUGCAGUGAGUCUGUGUCAUGCAGACAAAGAAUGGUAUAAUCCAAGAGGUCCUAACAAUAGUCCACUCAUCUUGCCUUGUCUAUACAAUUUCAUGAAAAGAGACUCAGAAUUGCAACAGGUUUCACGUGCAUGUAAGCAUGAAAUUAAGCGUGUUAUGAGACAAAGAGCACACAGUGUAAAUUUAAUGCCUUCAAUUCAAAAUGCUUGUCUGCAAAAUUUGGGGCAGUAUUGUUCAUUUGAAACUGACAAAGGACAGGAAGUAAGAUGUUUGCAAGAUAAUUAUGAGAAAUUAUCUGAUGACUGUCAAGAAGCUGUACGUACCUUCACUGAAGAUGAAGAUGAAAACAUUGAACUGGAUGCUAUUCUCAUUCGAGCAUGUACACCUAUGAUAAAAAAAUUCUGUGAAGAUCAAUUAGAUAAUGAUGUCGAUCCAUCUGAAGUAAUGGACUGCUUAAUUGAACACAAACAUCACCAAGAUAUGAAUAGAAAAUGUGGUGCUGGAGUUGAACAUCAUCAACUGAUCCUUUUAAAAGAUUAUCGAUUCAGCUUUAAAUUUAAAGAAUCUUGUAAGCGAUCUGUUGCAGCCCACUGUAAGAAUAAGAAAACGAAGCCUGAUGUUAUUGCUUGUCUAAGUGAACAUGUUCGCAAUGACACAUUAUUAGAUGAAAAACAUCGCAUUGAGAAAGAUUGUCGACACCAACUCAGAGUAGAACUUUUACAAAGAAGUGAAAGCUUGAAUUUAGACCCCGAGUUAAAAAAAGCAUGUGAAUUGGACAGAAAAAAGUUUUGUGCUCAUAAGUCUCCAGGAAAUGCUCAAAUUAUUGAAUGCUUAAAAGAACACCAACCCCGUCUUUCUGAUAGUUGUCAUAAGGUUAUCUUUAAAAGAGAGAAAGCUGAUAGCAUUGAUAACAGCAUUGAUUAUACUUUGAAAGUAGUCUGCAAGAAAAUGAUCAAACAUUACUGCAGCAACUACAAAUCUGUAGAAAUUUUAUAUUGUUUGAAACAACACAAAAACGAUGAAGACUUUGAUCCAAAUUGUAGGCAAAUUGUUAUUCAGCGACAGAAACUUCAGAAUACAGAUUAUCGCCUAAAUCCUCAGCUUCAGCAGGCAUGUAAAAUGGAUAUUAAUAAAUUUUGCUAUCAAAUAAUUAUUAACACCAAAAAAGAUCAAGACCUUGAAGGCAAAGUCAUUAAUUGCUUAAAAAAGCAGUUUGUUCAUCAAAUGCUUUCAAAAAAUUGUGAAUAUGAAAUUCAGGGAGUUAUCAAAGAAGCUGCUUUGGAUUAUCAACAAGACCCUAUUUUGGCAAAGGCUUGUCAUGAGGAAAUCACCCAGUAUUGUUUUGAAGACGCUAAUAAAAAAGAUAAUGCACCAUAUGAGGUUGAAGAUAAUGGUAAAGGGCGUAUUUCAGAAUGCUUGAAAGAUAAACUGAAAGAUGGUUCCAUUAAAAAUAAAAUGUGUGUCAAGGAAAUUGCUAGAAUCAUUUAUGAAGGUUCUUCAGACAUACAUGUUGAUCCAGUUUUACACACAGCUUGCAGAAGAGAUAUUCAGAUCUUUUGUCAGAAAGUUCAACAAGGAAUGGGACAACAAAUGUCAUGCUUGCUAUCUGCUCUAGAGAACAAAUUGCAAUUGAGUCAUCAAUGCAGUGAAAGAUUACAACAAAGGAAAGAGAUGUGGGAGUAUGCUGCUCAUGUUGCUCCUCCUGAAAGUUUUAAAGAUAUAGUUGCUGAAAUGCAUAGUUCCCCAGCUAAAUAUUACUUUCUUGGAGUUAUUAUCACACUCAUUGGAUUUAUUUUUAUUGCUGGUCUUACUUGUGGUAGAGUAACAAAACGUCAACGAGCUGAACUAAAAAAUAAAUAGAACAGUAUUAUGUAAAUAAUUAGUUUUUUUUUUUCUGUUUUGUUUUGUUUUGUUUUUCUUUAAUGAGAACAAACAUAGCUGUGCUGCUGCAAAAUGUUUUACCUUGUUUGUGUCAUAUUAUUUGUCUCUGUUGUUAAAUUUAAUUUAUAACAUGAAUUUUGAAAGAAAUGUGUGAAUGGUUAACAUAAAUUCAAUGUAAAAUGUCUUCUUGAGUUUUAUAUGUAGCUAUUUUCAUUAUGUAAAAUUUUUUUUUUGUGUUCUUUCUUUUAAAUAUUUCUGGGAAGACACACAAACACACAUACACAUGCUUACACAAUUACUAAUUGUGUUCCUUAAUUAUUAUUUUUUUUUAUUAUUAUUAUUAUUAUAUUCCUGAAAAGUUUGUAAAUAUUCAGUCUUGCUUUCAAAAAGUAAAAGUUCCCCAAUCAGAUACAUAAAAUUUCCAAUAUGUUGACUAAAAUUAUGUUUUAAAAAUAUUUCAAUGAAAUAUUACGAAGCAAAAUAAGUUUUAAAUAUUCAAAUAAGAUUGUGUAAAUUUAUGAUAUUAAAUUUUGAAUAAUUUUUUUUAAACUCUCGACACUCAAAGUUAUUGUGAUUGCAUAUUUGGAUGUCAACUAUUAUUAGAAACAUUCAUACAAACUUUACAAAUAUAUUAAAAUCUCUUUACAUCUCUCCCUAUUAAGCUAAAAUAAAUAAAAGGUUUCAUUUAAAUCUUCCUACAUUAUUUACUCAUUUAGAUUAAAAUAGAUGGUAUAAUUUAAGUAUAUUCGGCAAGUUCCUUGUAUAUAUCUUGAUGUGGAUUUAUUUCUGAUUAUAGACACAAAUCGCCACAUCAAAAUUAAGAAAAUGUUAGAAUAUUAUAUAAAAAAGCAAAGCAAUUACUAAAACAUUAACACAUCAUUAAACUUUUCAAUUAUUGCAUUUAUGUGUUUCAACAUUGUGGAACAUUUGAUUAAUAUUUGUUCUGAAAGCCAAGCCCCAUUUGUUUUAGAGCAGAAUUUAAUCAAUAAAACAUUAACUGUGAUAAUGUGGUCUUGGAAAAAAAUUAUCUCAUAUUUUCCACAAAUGAAACAUUCAUAUAUUUGAUUUACAGUCUUUGUUCUUUACAAGCAAAUAUAAGAAAUACAGUAUUUUACAGCCUCAGACUAGUCUCAAAAUAAAUUUAUUAUUAAAGCUAAAAUUAAAAACUAAAAAUGUUGAAUAGCCAGUAAUAUUUUAUGAUUUUGUUUUCACUAUAAAUCUCAAACCCUGUAUGAUAUUUGUAAAAGAUUACCUAGCAUUUUAACUGUUUAGUAUUGUUAAAUUAUAAUAUAAUAAUUUUAUAUAAACUAAAAUAAAAAGUAAUUAAAAAAAUUUUUUUUAAAAUUUAGUGUAUUGAACUUAUGAUUAUGUAACUGUCUACAUAGUUGGAUAUUUUUCAAGGACUUAUUCAUUAAAAUAUUUGUUUACUUAUUCAGAUAAAAUUUUGUUUUAAAUUUUUUCUUAAAACAAUUUAAAUCUUAGAACUAGAAUUAUCUGUUCUGUUCUCUAUUUUUCACAAGUUUAUGUUGGUUGGUGGAGAGUUGUAAAAUUAAUAGAAAGCAAAGAAAAAUACCAAAGGCGUAUUUUACUGAUCAUUAGAUUUGAUUCAACAUAAGAUUAUCUUAAUCAGCUUGGAAAUUACUCUGAACAUUUUCAUGUUUUGUAACCCAAAAGAAUUAUCAUCUUCAUUUCUUAAAUAAAACUAUUUUCCUUCCAAUGAAAUAAAAUGUCUUUUCAGUUUUA